AUGGGUGCUCAAAUACAAGUGUUCGAACCUGAACCCUCGCCGUCCUCCUUACUCGCACUCAAAGUAGCAUCCACGCACCCACGCUUGCCCACAUACUUGAACUCACACCCACGUCCCCACUUCCUCCCAAGCACAACCACCAAGCAACCCCGCCCCAACCCAUGGGCCUCUUCUCCCGCAACCAAAAAGGGCCCGACCUACAGAUACAAAAUCGCCGCCGACCAGGACCGUGCAGGACGUCGGCUUCUCCACAAUCUAAACGCCGGCAAUGUCGAUCUCGGCGGGCGCACCUUUGUGCCAGGUCAAGAGACUAUGAUGCCUGAUGAGAAUGGGGUGCCGGUGUUUGUGGAGUAUAUGGGGGUUGUGGGAGGGGAGGGGUGCUGGAAGCAGCUGGUUAUGUUUAGGGAUAUGCAGGAGAGGUUGCAUAGGGAGAAGGCGGAUAGGAAGAGCAGGGGGAAGAAGGUAUGCAUCAAGCCUCCGUGCCCACAGCCCAAAAAACCGUACGAACGAGAACGCUCCUCCAGACACCCUACCCACCAAGCCCCAGCAUCCAACUCGCACUUUCUCCUUGCUCAAACUCGCUUCGACAAGGAAGUCCAGGCCUUACAGGCCUCGAAAUCCUUUUUCAGCCAUACCAAUCCCACGUCCUCGCGAUGUGUCCAACCUCACGAGCCCUUGUAUACACCACGCCAUCACACUCCGAGCCAUGCGUUUCCAGCUCCAUUCCAGCACUGGCCUACAGACUACUUCGAAUCCCAAACUCUAUCCCAGUUCCCGCCCCAGCUCCAACAAAACCACCACACGACCGCACAAAGCAUCCCCGAUCCCCUAGUCACACAACAAGGACCACUGGGCAUGUACGGCAAACGCGCAUAUGUCCCCGGUCAGACGGAGCUGCAGAGGAAGUUCACAGGGAGCCAGACGGAUCCACAGCAGCGGUAUGAAUAUCUUGCUGAGCUGGAUAAAUUGAGAAAGGAGAAUGAGAGGCAGGGACGUGGGGGAUGGGGGUGA
Plenodomus lingam JN3 is the source of this 1011-nucleotide messenger RNA. RefSeq lists its product as uncharacterized. The record is from RefSeq and is a predicted model, not a curated record. Lineage: Eukaryota; Fungi; Ascomycota; Dothideomycetes; Pleosporales; Leptosphaeriaceae.